This is a messenger RNA of Cucurbita moschata (crookneck pumpkin), 855 nucleotides long. RefSeq names its product heavy metal-associated isoprenylated plant protein 8-like. The record is from RefSeq and is a predicted model, not a curated record. The transcript has 4 exons. Gene Ontology annotation, molecular function: metal ion binding. NCBI's taxonomy places the organism in Eukaryota, Viridiplantae, Streptophyta, Magnoliopsida, Cucurbitales, Cucurbitaceae. Bases 1 to 747 code for a protein of 248 amino acids.
AUGAAGGAAAUUUUGAAGGGUGAGAAUGUAAAUGGAAACAAAAAGCAAGAAGAAGAGAAGAAAGAGGGAAAAAAGAUAACAGAAGUGGUGCUGAAAGUUUACAUGCACUGUGAGUCCUGCAAAACCAAGGUGUCUAAAUACUUGAGAGGUUGUGAGGGAGUGGAGGAAGUGACGGCGGAUGUGGGGAAUGCAAAAGUGGUAAUAAAGGGAAAGGACCUGAAGCCUAACAAGAUAUUGGAACAGAUUCGGAGAAAGUACUCCAAAAAUGCCCAACUUAUUUCUCCUAAGCCCCUCCCCGAAACCCCCAACCAAACCAAGGCUGACCCUCCUAAGAAGGAAGAGGUGAAGACCGUGGAGCUCAAAAUGGGGAUGCACUGUGAAGGCUGUGUAAAUGACAUCAAGCAGCGCGUUGGAAGAAUGGAGGGAGUGAUGGCAGUGGAAGCAGAUAGAGAGAGUUCGAAAGUGAGGGUGAAGGGAAUAGUGGAUCCUCCCAAGCUGGUGGAAGCCAUUAAAAAGAAAAUGAAGAAGAACGUAGAGGUGGUGAAUAAGAAGCAAGAGAAAGAAGAAAAAUCAGCAAACAAACCGGGCGGCGGCGGCGGCGGCAACAACAACAACCUCAACAACCAGGAUGGAAAGCAAGAGAAAGAAAACUUGGCGUUUAAAUAUCCUCCUCAGUACUCUUUGCAUCAUAUUUACCCUAAUCAAACCUUCAGUGAUGAUAAUGUGUUUUCUUGCUCUAUCAUGUAAUUCAUUUUAUUUAUCAAACAAACAAAGGGCUAUGUAGUUGUGUUAGCAUUCUCAUAUACCAUUCUCACGUACAACAGUAACAAUAUAAGUAAUAGUAGAGCCACAUAC